CGAGGCUUUGAGCUCUCGAGCACUAAAGCCCUGGUUACGUGUGAUUCGUGUUUGUGAUGCUUAAUAAAUGCACGUCUGUGUGCACUUGUAUAAUUAUUCAGCAAGGCUGUGUGUAUGGACGCCCGGUCGCUGUAGGUUCGGUGUAAGCACGCAGGCCCCAGGGCAGCGCAGGGAGCGCAUAAAGCAGCGGUGAGCCGUGUGAGGGAGGGCAGGGCUCUGCGUGAGCGCCUCUGGUCGCAAUCACCACAAAGACACGGUGAAGAAGAAUUGGUGUGAAACACGUACAAGAGGCUAAGCUGUGACGCCCAGGUGCUUGGAGGCACCCGUUUCAUUUCAGCCCACUGUGAAGGCGGUGUCAGUUGACUGGAUGCAAAGGCAACAUUUUCCCUGUGAAGACAAUGAAAUGCUGGGACGGCUUUGAGCAGCUAGGGACCUCCCAACCUGGAUUAUCGUCUGAUUCAAGGGUCGGUAACAGAAAGAAAGUCACUAUUUUGUUACCUCAAUUAUGCUAGAAAGAAUUAAGCAAAAAUUGGAUGUGAUAGUGUCAUUGAGGUUGGAAAAGACUCCAUGAUCAUCUAGUCCAGCUUCAGCCCAUGCCCACCAUGCCUGCUGCCCAUGUCCUUCCACGUCCCUCAGGGCCUCGUUGACCCUCUUGAACUCCUCCAAGGCUGCCGACUCCACCACUUCCCUGCAUGGCCCGUUCCAAUGCAUCGCUACAGUUUCCGAGAAGAAAUUUUUCCUAACAUCCAACUCCAAAUCAUCACUUGGUUUUGCUAUUUAUAAAAUCAUGAGUUAACUUGAUGGAAAUGGAAGACCCCGUGUGAAAAAAAAUGGUGGAACGCUUGCCCAAGAUGCAGGUCUGUGGUACACUUGUUAUUUCACCUUUUUUGUAAUGUUGGUACUCCGUGAUUACACACUGAAAGAUGGCAUGUGCAGAAAUGCAGUUCUUGACCCUUUGAUUGAAGACAGAAUUGUGUCCUACAGCUCUAAGACACUUUUUCCUAGGAAGAAAUGAGAUUUUCUCCUUAAAAAAUUCCAGUGUUUUAUAGUUUUCAUACUUGUUAGUAAGAAAAACAAAAAGCAACAUAGACUUUAAUUUCCAUUUUCUUAUUACUGUACUGCAGUCAAACCUGAGUGAAAAAUUUGGAGCAAAACUGCUUUUGUUGACUGAUGAAAUUUGUUGUAGAAACGUAUGGCAAAGUGCAAGUAAUGGAGAAAUCUGUUUGGUUUCCUGCCAAUUCAGCAAACACCAGGUGCCUGCAGAUGUGGCAGCAACACCUUUAGACCAACAUCAGGAAGUUUAAGUAGUUAUCCAAAGGAAUAAUUUAUUGUGCAGUUGUGUUUUUAAUGCAGCAUCAGUUUAAAAUCAAGCACGCCAUCUGAUUACUGAAAACUUGAUAAGAAUAGAUCUUUGAGUAAAGGCAGAGGAAAACACCACUGGCUUGAGGGAAAUUUGCCCUGCGUAAGUCCUGAGUGAGAAACUGAUCCCUUAUGUUCUUGGGAAUGCCCUUGGAUGACUGUUCCCUUUUGUCAGUUCUGAAAUGUGGAGGAAUUCUCGGGAAUUCAGUGACUGGAAGCUGUACCAGAAGCAGAGGAAAUUACUUUGGAGAGCGUCGAGACCAAAGUGCUGAUGAUUUCAUGAGUUUAUUGCCUGAGAGCUGCAGCCACCGUGAUGCUUCUGUAGUCGUGAAAUCUGAAUUAGUUGGAAUUCAUCAUUUAACAUCAAUUAUCUUCAGAACAUUGUUGUGACUUCAGGUAGAGGUAGACUUGAUUUGGAUGUUACAGUUCCUGUAUGCUUUGAGGUGGCUGCAACCCACCUGAAGGUCUGAAGGAGGUCUCAGCUGUUGUCGCUGGGCUGUGCAUGCAGGCCAGGCUGCUGCCCAUUGCACUGACAGCUACAGUGGGCAUCAAAGGGCUGCCUUACCUAGCAGAUGAAGUAUUCAGGAAGAUGGCCUCAGAGGAACAGGUCUGGCCGGUCCCAAUGAAGGCAAUUGGAGCACAAAACCUUUUGACGAUGCCUGGAGGAGUGACCAAAUCGGGCUAUCUUCACAAAAAGGGAGGCACUCAGUUGCAGAUCUUGAAGUGGCCACUGAGAUUUGUGAUUAUCCAUGAGGGAUGCAUUUACUACUUCAAGACCAGCACGUCUGCAUCUCCACAGGGUGCAUUUUCUUUGAAUGGUUACAACAGGGUUAUGCGGGCAGCUGAAGAGACGACAUCAAGCAAUGUGUUUCCUUUCAAGUUAGUUCACAUUAGCAAGAAGCACAGGACGUGGUUUUUUUCUGCUUCUUCUGAAGAUGAAAGAAAGAAUUGGAUGCUAUCCCUGAGGAGGGAAAUCGAUCACUACCAUGAUAAGAAAGAAACAGUAACAGAAUUCAGUGACUCUGGUUCUGAUGCAGACAGUUUCUAUGGCUCAGUUGAACGUCCCAUUGAUAUCAAGUAUUCUCAUCAUUCAGCAGAUAAUGAAGAUUAUGACCAGGAGGAAGACGAUGAGUCCUACUUGCAGCCAGAUACUUCUGACAUAGUGAAAGAUGAUAUCAUGGUCCUGCCCCCAGCCUACCCACCUCCACCGGUCCCUCAUGUCAGAAAAGUUGCCUACUCGGAGUCAAGGUCACAUUCCUUUAGUGGAAAACCUGCUGGAUCAGCAGCACCACCACCACCUCCAAAAAGGAGCUUACCUGAGAUCAAGACAGAGGAUCUCUUCAGUGUGAGAGAGCCCCAGUUACCGUGCCGAGCUGAACCUAACCUAAAGAUUCAGUCCUCCAGCCGGAGACCAAGUGAGCAGCUGCCUCCUGUGCCCCCUUUACCUCUUUUCAAAAAGCCUUUUAGUGUCAAAGAACCUUCCUCACUGCCUCCAGAACCUCUGCCUCUGUCUCACGUUCUCAAUACUCCAGAAGGAUGCGAGAAACUAAAAACCUUAAACCUUUCACCGCGAACUCCUCCUCCAGUGCCAAGCAACAAACCCAAGUUGUCCCAGAUAACAGAAAAACCAAUAGAAACCAAAGUGCCAAGAGAACAUGGCAAACCGGGACUGUUUGUGCCACCAGUGCUCCCGAAGCCACCCGUGCCAGGCCACCAGCAUCCUGUACUUAAACCUAGACCAGAGAAGCCUUCAUGUCCCCAAUUACAGAGAUCACCACCAGAUGGGCAGAGUUUUAGAAGCUUCUCAUUUGAAAAACCAGCACUGCCCUCCAAGCCAAGUCAAGCGAAUGAUGAUUCUGAUGAUGACUAUGAAAAAGUUGAGCUGCCUACUUCAAUAUUUAUUAAUACCUCUGAAUCCUUAGAAGUUGAAAGGAUAUUUAAAGCUAGUAGCCCAAAGGGACAGCCACAAAAUGGAUUAUACUGUAUUAGGAACUCAUCUACUAAGGCUGGAAAGGUAUUAGUUGUAUGGGAUCAAUCUGCCGAAAAAGUGAGAAACUACAGAAUAUUUGAGAAGGACUGUAAAUUCUACCUGGAUGCAGACAUCAUGUUUCUGAACAUGGGGAGUUUGGUUGAAUACUAUAGCACUCAUGUCCUACCUAGUCACGGCAGCCUGAUUCUUCGGUGUCCUUAUGGUUACUCUAAACCAAGCUGACAGGGCCGACAUAAUUCACUGACACUGAGGAAAAAUGGGUUCUCUGCUGUCUUGGAAUUAAACGUGGACUUCUGCCACUGCUGGAUUUCCCGUUGCUUGCACACAAAACCUGAGUUUAUUUCAACCAUUUGUUUUCAUGUGAGCUAUAUCUCCACUUAAUGAACUCUUGGUAAAGUUUUGUAAUGCAGAGCAGUGGAUUUUGUGCCUUUCUCUCAGAAAGAUCUGAACAGGCUGUUCUGUGAAGGCCAUCUGCGACACCUGCACCUUUUUUUGAAACUGCUGCUAUUACUGAUCUCCUUGGAAUGUGGAGAACAAUGUCCACAUGAACAAAGAAGUGUUGUGAAUACAACCAAAGCACAAGAGGGAAGCUUCUGAAAAUACAUGAGAAUUCAUUUGUGGCAGGGAAUACUAAUAUUCUGACUUGAAGGAUUUUACUCCUUAAGUCAGGGCUGGUGCUGAACUUGUAUUACUUGUAUAGUUGAUGUGCAAAUAAUGAAGUCUUUUGUGCAAAUAAUUUGGUUUACUACAUGUAAAGAUGAUUGGGAAAUGCAACAUUUUCUAAGCCAAUUGACACAUAAAUGUAAUUUGUGAUUAAAAUGUCCACAGUAAUCAAUACUGAGGUACUGUCCAACAGAUAGGGUUAUGGCAUCAUAUGUAUUAAUUAAGAACACUUCAAGUAGGUUAGGGUAAUGCUGAUUUGGUUUUAAUGGGAGUCCCAUUCCUUAUUUCCAAACCAGAAGGUUUUUUAAAACACAAGAAAAAGCUACAAUUAUUGUGAUGUUACAAUUAGUCUGUAAGAUGUUGUGGUCAAUUUGUGAGGAUCAGGUUGUCAGCCAAGUGCAUUUUCUUCUGUUUGGGUGCAAAGCACCCUGUUCUAGUCUACUUUUUGUAGAACUCUACUAAUUUUUUCAUUAUUAAAAUCUCUAUUAGAUCAAAGCAAAUGCAAUGCAAACGAGAUAAAAUUAGUUUUUAAUGUACCAUCAGCACUAUCAAUUAUAGGUGUUUGCAGGGUGCUUAUGUUUGUUCCCUAAUAUCAUGGGGAUAAAUAUUCUAAACACAAGGGCUUGGUGGUUCUGGAAUUGCCCUACUCCUGAAUUUUUGUAAAGAGAAAGCUAUUUUACUGACCUGCUACAAUAACUUGGUUAAUGCAAAAGUACUGUCAAAUUAUUAUCUUUAAUAACGUUUAUGAGACUUAAUAAAAAAAAGAAUAAUUUGCUGUAAUUCUUGAAACAGGAGAAGCUAUCUGGUUUCUGUCAGUUUGAAUCCAUAAGUUUCCAAUCCAUAAGUUGAAUCCAUAAGAACAUAAAAGUUCCACUUUUCUGCUACCUUUACAGAGGCUAUACAUGCCAGGUUUAAUCUUAUUGUUAUUAAAUGGUCACAGCUUUAAGAACAUUAAAAUGUUACAGAAUAAGAAUUUUGUUUUAUGAAAACAGUAAAAUAGGAUUUAAUCCCUAAGGGAUUUUUCUUAAUAAGCUGUAAUAAUAGGACCUCACAUAGAGCCAGCGAUUCUUACCUUAAUUCCUUCAUUUUGUUUGAGACAGAUAUGCACAAUAUCAGUAUCUGCUUUCUGUUCCCACUGUAAUAAACUUUUUU
This is a messenger RNA of Lagopus muta (rock ptarmigan), 5164 nucleotides long. RefSeq names its product SH3 domain binding protein 2 (gene SH3BP2). Lineage: Eukaryota; Metazoa; Chordata; Aves; Galliformes; Phasianidae. Gene Ontology annotation, molecular function: SH3 domain binding. The record is from RefSeq and is a predicted model, not a curated record. The transcript is spliced from 17 exons. Gene Ontology annotation, biological process: signal transduction. The coding region runs from base 1862 to 3571 and encodes 569 amino acids.